Molecule: messenger RNA, 2335 nt
Organism: Odobenus rosmarus divergens (Pacific walrus)
Lineage: Eukaryota; Metazoa; Chordata; Mammalia; Carnivora; Odobenidae
Gene: FEM1A
Product: fem-1 homolog a (C. elegans)
Exons: 1
Coding region: 140-2143 (667 amino acids)
Molecular function (GO): protein binding
Source: RefSeq, a predicted model, not a curated record
AGCCAUUUUGUUCCGCCGGAGAGGCCCCUAAGAUGGCGGCGGGGGAGACGGUGAAGGUUGCCGCCUGCCCCUCUGGGCGCUAGCCCGCGCUCUCCGCGUCCCCCGGCGGCCGGCCCAUGGCCUGGCGGAAGCCUGGACCAUGGACCUCCGCACCGCCGUGUACAACGCCGCCCGCGACGGCAAGCUGCAGCUGCUUCAGAAGCUGCUCAGCGGCCGGAGCCGGGAGGAGCUGGACGAGCUGACGGGCGAGGUGGCCGGCGGGGGGACACCGCUGCUCAUCGCCGCUCGCUACGGCCACUUGGACGUGGUCGAGUACCUGGUGGACCGGUGCGGCGCGAGCGUGGAGGCGGGCGGCUCGGUGCACUUCGAUGGCGAGACCAUCGAGGGCGCGCCGCCGCUGUGGGCCGCCUCGGCCGCCGGCCACCUGGACGUGGUGCGCAGCCUGCUGCGCCGCGGGGCCUCGGUGAACCGCACCACGCGCACCAACUCAACGCCCCUGCGCGCCGCCUGCUUUGACGGGCACCUGGAGGUGGUGCGCUACCUGGUGGGCGAGCACCAGGCCGACCUGGAGGUGGCCAACCGGCACGGGCACACGUGCCUCAUGAUCUCCUGUUACAAGGGCCACCGCGAGAUCGCCCGCUACCUGCUGGAGCAGGGCGCCCAGGUGAACCGGCGCAGCGCCAAGGGCAACACGGCCCUGCACGACUGCGCCGAGUCCGGCAGCCUGGAGAUCCUGCAGCUGCUGCUGGGGUGCAAUGCUCGCAUGGAGCGCGACGGCUACGGCAUGACCCCCCUGCUGGCGGCCAGCGUCACGGGCCACACCAACAUCGUGGAGUACCUCAUCCAGGAGCAGCCGGCCGGGGAAGAGGUGCGGCGGGGGCUGUCCGGAGAGGGCCCCUCCGCCUCCGGCCCGGGAGGCCGGGGAUGCGCACAGCCGCAGGGGGCCCUCUGCUGUGGCUCCUCCCCAGAGGAGCCGCUUAGCGAUUCUUACGAGAGCUGCUGCCCCACCAGCCGGGAGGCUGCUGUGGAAGCUCUAGAGUUGCUGGGAGCCACGUAUGUGGAUAAGAAGCGGGAUCUGCUCGGGGCCCUGAAGCACUGGAGACGGGCUAUGGAGCUGCGGCACCAGGGCGGUGCGUAUCUGCCCAAGCCAGAGCCCCCACAGCUGGUCCUGGCCUAUGACUAUUCCAGGGAGGUGAACACCACCGAGGAGCUGGAAGCGCUGAUCACUGACCCCGAUGAGAUGCGCAUGCAGGCCCUGUUGAUCCGAGAGCGCAUCCUGGGCCCUUCUCACCCAGACACUUCCUAUUACAUCCGCUACCGGGGUGCGGUGUACGCCGACUCAGGCAAUUUUGAGCGCUGCAUCCGCCUGUGGAAGUACGCCCUGGACAUGCAGCAGAGCAACCUGGAGCCCCUGAGCCCCAUGACCGCCAGCAGCUUCCUGUCCUUUGCCGAACUCUUCUCUUACGUGCUCCAGGACCGGGCGGCCAAGGGCAGCCUGGGCACACAGAUCGGCUUUGCAGACCUCAUGGGGGUGCUGUGCAAAGGAGUGCGGGAAGUGGAGCGGGCCCUGCAGCUGCCCAAGGAACCCGGGGACUCGGCCCAGUUCACCAAGGCCCUGGCCAUCAUCCUCCACCUGCUCUACCUGUUGGAGAAAGUGGAGUGCACGCCGGACCAGGAGCACCUGAAGCACCAGACCGUCUACCGACUGCUGAAGUGCGCCCCCCGAGGCAAGAACGGCUUCACGCCUCUGCACAUGGCCGUGGACAAGGACACCACCAACGUCGGCCGCUACCCGGUGGGCCGAUUCCCCUCCCUCCAGGUGGUCAAGGUGCUGCUUGACUGUGGGGCCGACCCGGACAGCCGGGACUUUGACAACAACACCCCACUGCACAUAGCGGCCCAGAACAACUGCCCCGGGAUCAUGAACGCCCUCAUCGAAGCGGGUGCCCACAUGGAUGCCACCAAUGCCUUCAAGAAGACUGCCUACGAGCUGCUGGAUGAAAAGCUGCUGGCCAAGAGCACCAUUCAGCCCUUCAACUACGUCACCCUGCAGUGCCUUGCAGCCCGUGCCCUGGACAAGAACAAGAUCCCCUACAAGGGCUUCAUCCCCGAGGAGCUGGAGGCCUUCAUCGAGCUACACUGACGUGGUUCGGAGAGAGGAGAAUCCGGGAGGGGCGGAGCCCACGCGUGCUCUCACCCUCUCUUCGUGAGCCCUUGGGUGGCGUGACAUAGAAGGGCUGUCUAGCCUCCACGGCCCCGUCACUUCUGCGGGGAAGGGAAAGGAACUAGCAGGUUGUUGGUGCUCACAGCCUUUAGGAUCGUGUGCUUAAAGAGC